This is a messenger RNA of Alternaria triticimaculans, 1992 nucleotides long. RefSeq lists its product as uncharacterized. NCBI's taxonomy places the organism in Eukaryota, Fungi, Ascomycota, Dothideomycetes, Pleosporales, Pleosporaceae. The record is from RefSeq and is a predicted model, not a curated record. The coding region runs from base 1 to 1992 and encodes 663 amino acids. The transcript has a single exon.
AUGGCUUCAUCCGGCCCGCCCACGUCUACGGAUGCGAAUCCUACGAGCUACAUGGCUUCUCAUGGACCACCCACGUCCACGGAUACGAGUGCUACGAGCAAUACGCCUUCAUCCGACCCACCCAAGUCUCCAGAUACGAAUCUCACGGAGAACGUGCACAAACUUGCCAAAAUCUUCGGUGCCAUAUCUAUAGGUUGGGUUUUAUGGCUUGUGAAGCUGGAAGACAAACCGAAUGUUGGCUUAAACCCAACUUGGUGGAAUACGUACAGCUUGUUCAAUCUCAAAUUACUAGUUGGCUGGUCCUUUUGGAUAGUCUACAUGACCAUGAGAGACGAGAAUUCAAAUCGAAAGACCACGCCCGGCGGAAAGCCCAACGUGUUAUGGAACCUUCUCCAUAUCAUACCGAUGUUACUUCUCCAUAUUACAAUCAACAAGAGCAUGUCGGUCAAAGAUAAGGGUCUCCUUUGGUUCUCGGCCUUGGUAGUCUUUCGUUACUGGCGCGCUAUCGUUACCCGAUUCUUCUAUGCUCGAUACAAGCUCGCCACAGUGCCGACUGACCAAGACUUGAAGUUUAGCUGGAAGGAUUGUACAGUUAUCGUACCGACAGUCGGCCCCAAAGACAACCCAGUAUUCAAGGACAUGGUUGCGGCCAUCUUUUGGAACAAACCAGAGCGAAUUAUCUUUUCGGCCAAUAAUCCAGAUGCGAAGAGAGACGUCGAGACAGAAGUCGCCAAUGUAGUCGAAGCUUUUAUUAAAGGCGAAACCAAGUACCAAACGGACUACGGGCUCGGAAAGGGCUGGGAACCGAGGGACGACAAAGACUACACCUGUAUAAACACCAAUGAGUCCAACAAGCGCAAGCAGACUGAUAUUGCUAUCGAGAAGGCGAACACGGACAUUAUUCUCAUGGUCGACGACACUGCCAUCUGGCACCCACGCUUUUUGCGAGCAGUUUUGCCGGCCUUUAACGAUCCACGUGUCGGGAUCGUGGGUACGCGCAAGCGGGUACAAUACAGACGCCCUUCUCACGCUGAUGACGAUCACAAGGAGAUGAGCCGCAUUGAGUUCUGUCUAAACUGGUAUCAUGCCGGUCUCUGGAACACCAUCGGCGCGCAGUAUCUUGACCGCCAUAGCUACGAGAUUCGCGCAUCAAAUACUGCUGAUGGCAGCGUGUUCGCCAUAUCCGCUCGUACCCUCGCUAUUCGAAAGGAGAUAGUGAAGAACGAAGAGUUUAAGCAGGCGUUCGAGAACGAGUACGUCUUGGAGCGGGUCUUCAAGUGGGCAACAACAUUAAGCAAAUGGCCCGUACCAUUUGCAAGUCGCCCGCUUGCUUGGCUGAAGGGGAAAGGCUUCUCCGAAAAGGGUGUCGGGCCCCUACUCGCGGACGACGACAACUUCAUUACACGGUGGGUGAUCAACCGUGGAUGGAACAUUAAGGUUCAGUCUUCGCCGGAAGCAACCAUGACCACGGUAUUAGGAAGCGUCAAGAUAUUCAAGUACUUGGAUCAAUGUGAACGCUGGAGUCGUACAACUUUCCGUCAGAAUCCCAUUGCGAUCUUCGAAGAUCGGACCAUCUGGUGGAAAUGGCCCAUCGGAGUAUGGACAGUGUACUUCCCGUGGAUGUACAACUUCGCGGUCUUCUGGGAUGGUUUGGUAAUCUUUGCCUUCAUGCGAUCUGGACUAUAUCAGGACUCCUCGAAUGGCAGCGCACGACUUGUCUACCUGAUCUUGGCCAUAUGGGCGACUAAGCUCAUUAAGACUUGGCGAUGGUUCCUUGAACACCCUCUGGACUUCUUCCUAUACUUCGUCAUCCCGGCUUACCCCUUGUUCGUAUACUACCAUUCGUGGAUCAAGCUUUAUACAGCACUGAGUUGCUGGAAUAACGAGUGGUCUGGAAGGAACAUAAGAAAGGCAGAAGAAGUGGCAGGAAUCGUGGCAGGAAUCAAGGAGGUGCCAGUACCUCAGGAGGGGUCUCGACUCAAGAAGGAGUAG